CCGCUCUGUCGCCCGGGUUGCAAGCCAAGCUCCGUGUCCGGGAAGCUUGGGCUAUCCGGGUGCUUGCUCUCGCCUCGUGUAUCAGAUAUUUGCAAACCGCACACAGCAACUUGGUGGACGCGCCUCGAAGGCAAUGUCACGAACCCCAUCUCCCGCAUCAAAAAUCAAACCAGCAGCUGGGCUACUUGGGCUGACGGACCUCAGAACGUUCAACCGAUAGGACACCCGAUAUUGAUCUGUAUAUGCAUCCGAAUGACCAAUUUGGCGAACUCUACGGCGAGCCACGGAGCAUCGGGGGCAUAUAAAAGGGCCUGCUCUCUCCCCAUCGAUUCUCUGCCGCAUACUUCCACCACCACCCGACUCGGACUUGUCUGAAUCCCAUAGCAUCUCUGUACACUGCCGUGCUCGACGAACAUGGCUCCCAACCCGCAAUGCACUGCGCUCGCCGCCGCCAAGGACAAGAAAGGCAUUUCGUACUCGGAGAUCGCGUCCAAGCUGCACCUCUCCGAGCAGCGGAUCAUUGACAUCUGCACUGGUGCGGCCGUCCCCACGACCGGCGAGUUCGACUCUCUCGCCCAGGUGCUCGACAUCAAGUCGACGCCGCCUCACGACUCUGCUCACGUUCGUGUAUGAGGGUGGAGUGCGAUGUGACCAGCUCUGCUUGUCUAACACAUAUCAAUUGU
Laetiporus sulphureus 93-53 is the source of this 683-nucleotide messenger RNA. RefSeq lists its product as uncharacterized. Gene Ontology annotation, molecular function: DNA binding. The transcript has 4 exons. Lineage: Eukaryota; Fungi; Basidiomycota; Agaricomycetes; Polyporales; Laetiporaceae. The record is from RefSeq and is a predicted model, not a curated record. The coding region runs from base 415 to 633 and encodes 72 amino acids.